Penicillium cataractarum is the source of this 1272-nucleotide messenger RNA. RefSeq lists its product as uncharacterized. The transcript has a single exon. Bases 1 to 1272 code for a protein of 423 amino acids. The record is from RefSeq and is a predicted model, not a curated record. NCBI's taxonomy places the organism in Eukaryota, Fungi, Ascomycota, Eurotiomycetes, Eurotiales, Aspergillaceae.
AUGACUGGUUUUUUCGACUCAUGCUUGUGGGAGGACUUGAUUCUCCCCAUGAGCCAUUCCGAACCAGCAGUUAUUCAUGCCAUCGUCGCACUCGCUGCAUUGCAUGAAGACCUUCAAUCGCGAGGAGCCCCUCUUUCACGCGAAAAUUUGGCAAACCGUCGCCAGAAGUUCGCACUUGGCCAAUAUGGUCGAUCUUUGGCUGCCUUGAAUGAACGGCGAUACUCGCAAGAUCCAAGACUACGUGAUGUGAUUGUCGCUUGCUGCUUAUUAUUUGUAUCCAUCGAUGUACUGCGUGGUCAAUAUGACCCGGCUCUACUGCAUCUCAAACAUGGGCUUGCAGUUAUUGAGGAAGGACUUCAACUUGCUGGCAGGGGAUCUGGAGUUACCACUUGUCGUACGGCCGCUGAACAGACUCUCUUGGCAACUAUGACACGCUUGGAAACUCAGUCUGUGUUCUUUGGAUUACCUCCUCUAAUCAACUCUACUUUCAGCGUUUCGAUUAAUGACUCGGGUGGGAAUUGCUUCAAGACCCUUCGGGAAGCACAAGGGGCCCUCGAUAAACUGUUGGCCAGCAGUGUUCGCCUGUUUAUGGCUGUUUACCAAUUCCCAGUGAAAGAUCGGGUAGCCCAGUUGCAUCCGAAGUUGGCAGAUACACAGAGCGAUCUAAUGGCUCAAUUACGCGAGUUUGGGCAACAGCUUAAGCGGUCCAUUACUCACUCACUCCGUCUAGAAGGAUUGAAAGAACGGCGAGGACUUGACUUGGUUCUCUUGCACCACAUCACGUUCUCAAUACUGGCGGAGACUUUGCUAUAUGGCGAGGAUCAGUCCGCUUACAAUAAUCAUCUGAGAAGCUUCCAACGAAUGAUGGCCUUGUCGACUGAAAUUUCCCAAAGCUUUAAAGAUGAGAACAAUUCAGGCACAAGACCCACCUUACUUCUGGAUAUGGGUAUUAUCCCAUCGUUGUUUGUGGUAAGCUGGAGAUGCAGGGACUCAAAUCUAAGACACCAAGCUUUGGAUGCUCUUGAAGAAUGGCCUCACCGAGAAGGCCUUUGGGAUUCGCGUCUACUUGCUAUAUUCGCACGCCAAAUCUUUCAGCUUGAAAAAGAGAACCAGGCCGCAUCGGGUGAUCCGAACUCUUGGUCACAGAUACAGAGCCAUUCUCUAGAGGUAUCAGAUGAUCAGUCACACGCAAUACUCAGAUAUCAGACUCAUGUCCCAGGGAAAGAAGCGCUAAAACAAAGAAGGGUCAUCCCACUUGAUGAAGAAAUUUGA